Molecule: messenger RNA, 10691 nt
Organism: Hemiscyllium ocellatum (epaulette shark)
Lineage: Eukaryota; Metazoa; Chordata; Chondrichthyes; Orectolobiformes; Hemiscylliidae
Gene: clasp1a
Product: cytoplasmic linker associated protein 1a
Exons: 38
Coding region: 369-4763 (1464 amino acids)
Biological process (GO): mitotic spindle assembly
Cellular component (GO): spindle microtubule; microtubule organizing center; cytoplasmic microtubule
Molecular function (GO): kinetochore binding; microtubule binding
Source: RefSeq, a predicted model, not a curated record
GGUGGUGGUGGGUUUCGGAAGGACAGGGCCUGAUCGGGCCUCGCCGCAUCGCACGGCUCGGCUCGGCUGUCGGUGGAAAUGUAGAGAGCAAGAAGGAUUUCUCUGAAUAUUGAAUUAUGAGGCUCUCCUUUGUUGCACUCCCCACUUUUCCUGGAUUGCUGCUAACUUCUUAGAUUUAGACUCUCCCUUCUCAUCCAGCUGCUCCUGAAAACACACAUGGUGCAUUGUUGUCGUUCCCCAGAUCGUGUCUGUUCGCCAGAGCUGUUCGGUAACCUUCAGCAAGCAGAUCAGCGACCUCUAGGAUAAAUAUAAAGUAGUUUGUUUUCCAGACGUACUGCCCUUGUUUCUGCUGUGGCUGCACUGCAAACAUGGAGCCUUGCAUGGAGUAUUUCUUAGCACAAGUGCUGCAGAAAGACAUGGGACGUCGGGUGCAAAUUGCUCAGGAGCUGAUAGAAUACAUCACAGAUCGCCAGAAAUCCCAUGAUCUGGAACAGGACCAAUCUAUGCUUGAUCGAAUGGUUGAUGGCCUUGCUGCUGGUUGGGUAAACUCCAGUAACUUCAAGGUGGCUUUAUUUGGUAUAGAAAUUUUAUCAACUCUCAUUUCACGUCUUCAGGAUCACUUUAAAACGCAUAUUGGUACAGUUUUGCCAAGUCUAAUUGAUAGACUAGGGGACGCUAAAGAUCCAGUUCGAGAACAAGAUCAGAUCCUCCUGUUAAAAAUAAUGGAGCUAUCGGCUACUCCACAGUACGUCUGGGAACGAAUGUUAGGAGGAUUUAAACACAAGAAUUUCCGAACCAGGGAAGGGAUUUGCCUUUGCCUUAUUAGCACAUUAAAUGCUUAUGGAGCUCACAGUUUAACUCUAAGCAAAAUUGUACCGCAUAUCUGUAAUUUAUUAGGAGAUCCAAACAGUCAGGUUCGAGAUGCAGCAAUAAAUAGUUUAGUAGAAAUAUAUAAGCACGUAGGAGAGAGAGUCCGUGCAGAUCUUCAUAAAAAGGGGCUACCACAAUCAAGGUUGAAUGUAAUUUUUGCAAAAUUUGAUGAGGUUCAGAAAUCUGGAAAUAUGAUUCUGUCUUCAGCAGCUGAUAAGAAUUUUGAUGAAGAUGAUUCGGUGGAUGGAAAUAGGCCAUCUUCUGCUAGCUCCACAUCUUCAAAAGCUCCCAGUUCACGGCGUAUGGUUGGUACCAGUCGUAGACCAGGAUCGUCUGCAGUUGGCUUGAGGACUGGUACAGUCAAAGACGGUGCGGGUGCUGUCGAUGAAGAUGAUUUUAUCCGUGCGUUUGAGGAAGUUCCAACAGUGCAGAUUUUUUCCAACCGAGACCUCGAAGAAUCCAUCAACAAAAUUAGAGAAGUUUUAUCUGAUGAUAAGCAUGAUUGGGAACAGCGAGUAGCUGCUCUUAAAAAAAUUAGGUCUUUAAUGCUAAGUGGAGCGGCAGAAUAUGAAUGUUUCUUCCAAAAUCUGCGACUUUUAGAUGGAGCAUUUAAGUUAUCAGCAAAAGAUCUACGAUCUCAAGUUGUACGGGAAGCUUGUAUAACAUUGGGGCAUCUCUCAUCUGUUUUGGGAAACCGUUUUGAUCAUGGUGCGGAAGCUAUUAUGCCAACAUUGUUCAAUCUUGUACCUAAUAGUGCCAAAAUCAUAGCUACAUCUGGUAUAGCAGCUAUAAGAUUAAUUAUUCGACAUACACACUUCCAUCGAUUAAUACCUAUCAUUUCAAGCAAUUGUGCAUCGAAGUCUGUGGCAGUACGGAGGCGUUCAUUUGAAUUUUUGGAUCGGCUGCUUCUGGAAUGGCAAACACACUCACUAGAAAAACAUGUAACACUUUUGGCUGAAACAAUAAAGAAAGGGAUCCAUGACGCAGAUUCAGAAGCAAGACUGGAAGCUCGAAAAGUGUAUUGGGAUUUUCACAGUCACUUCAGUAGAGAGGCUGAAAUAUUGUUUAAUUCGUUGGAACCUGCCUACCAGAAACCUCUGCAGUCUCAUUUGAAAAACUCAGACAGCAUUGUUUCCUUACCACAAUCUGAUCGCUCGUCAUCCAGCUCACAAGAAAGCCUAAAUCGCCCCCUGUCUACAAAACGCAGUCCUACUGGAAGCACUGUAUCACGAGCUUCAACAGUCAAUGUGAAGCCUGUGUCUAACACUGGAUCCCUGCAACGUUCUCGCAGUGAUAUUGACGUGAAUGCAGCUGCUAAUGCCAAGUCGCGCUUGACUGCCACUCCCAGUAAUACACCUGGACACUUCAGCUCAGCAGCAGCUCUACCUCCAGGGUCCUACGCUUCACUAGGUCGAGUGCGCUCUAGACGUCAGAGUGCUGGGAGUACCACCAGUGUAGCCAGUACGCCCUCUGACACCAGAGGCCGAAGCCGAGCUAAAGUAGUGUCUCAGUCCCAACCCGGAAGUAGAUCGAGUUCACCUGGAAAGCUUCUUGGUAGUGCAUAUUCCGGCAUGAGUAGUGGGCCGCAGAGAGUAUCUGUUGCACCUCAAGCAUCUGAGAAACGCAGCAAAAUCCCUCGCAGCCAGGGAUGCAGUAGGGAAGCCAGCCCCAACAGAUUGGGCUUGGAUCGAUAUGGGCUUGGACAAGCUGGUCGAUUGCCUCCUACAGUAAAUGCCAUGAGGGUUCUCAACACAAGCACAGAGGUGGAGGCUGCUGUUGCAGAUGCCUUGCUGUUAGGAGACUCCAGGACUAAGAAAAAACCCGUGAGAAGGCGAUAUGAGCCGUAUGGGAUGUACUCUGAUGACGAUGCGAACAGUGAUGCAUCUAGCGCUUGUUCAGAGCGGUCAUAUGGCUCCAGAAAUGGAGGCAUUCCACACUACCUGCGUCAAACAGAGGAUGUGGCUGAGGUCUUAAACCACUGUGCUAGUUCAAAUUGGUCUGAGAGAAAAGAGGGACUUGUCGGCCUUCAAAAUCUGUUGAAAAGUCAGAGGACAUUAAGCCGAGUUGAAUUGAAACGAUUGUGUGAGAUUUUCACUCGUAUGUUUGCAGAUCCUCAUAGCAAGAGAGUAUUCAGCAUGUUUUUGGAAACUUUAGUAGAUUUCAUCAUUAUCCACAAGGAAGACCUCCAGGAUUGGCUGUUUGUGCUCCUGACUCAGCUUUUAAAGAAGAUGGGUGCAGAUUUAUUAGGUUCUGUACAGGCCAAGGUUCAGAAGGCACUAGAUGUUACCAGAGAGUCCUUCCCAUUUGAUCAGCAAUUCAAUAUUCUUAUGCGUUUUAUAGUGGAUCAAACACAAACACCUAACCUCAAGGUUAAAGUUGCAAUCUUGAAAUACAUUGAGAGGCUGGCAAGGCAGAUGGACCCAGUCGAUUUUGUUAAUUCCAGUGAGACCCGUCUUGCUGUUUCCCGAAUCAUAACUUGGACAACCGAACCAAAGAGCUCUGAUGUGAGAAAGGCUGCGCAGGUCGUGCUGAUUUCUCUGUUUGAGCUGAACACUCCUGAGUUCACUAUGUUACUUGGUGCCUUGCCAAAAACAUUCCAAGAUGGUGCCACCAAGCUCCUUCACAAUCACUUGAAGAACUCUAGCAACACUAGUGUGAGUUCACCUAGCAACACAAUGGGACGCACACCUUCACGACACUCCAGCAGCCGAACAAGCCCCCUCACAUCUCCGACAAAUUGUUCGCAUGGUGGUCUCUCCCCAAGCAUGUUGGAUUAUGACACAGAAAACCUUAACUCCGAUGAAAUUUAUAGUUCUCUUCGUGGGGUCACACAAGCCAUCCAGAACUUCAGUUUCCGCAGUCAAGAGGAUUUAAAUGAACCAAUUAAACGCGAUGGAAAGAAAGACUGUGAUAGUGUAUCAAGGGAUGGAGGAAUUGCAUCGCCAUCCUCUGACAUCCGUGGAGGUGGUGAACCUGUAGAAGGAGGAAGAACUGCACUUGACAACAAAACAUCUUUACUUAACACUCCACCACCCCGGUCUUUCUCUGGACCUCGCACUAGAGAAUACAAUCCAUAUAACUAUUCAGAUACAAUCAAUGUGUUUGACAAGACAGCACUCAAAGAAGCUAUGUUUGAUGAUGAUAUGGAACAAUUCCGUGAUGUUCCCAUUGAUCAUUCAGAUUUGGUUGCUGACCUUCUGAAAGAACUAUCCAACCACAAUGAGCGAGUUGAAGAACGGAAGGCAGCGCUACUGGAACUUCUAAAAAUAACCAGGGAGGAUACUCUAGGGGUGUGGGAUGAGCACUUCAAGACUAUUCUGCUUUUGCUUCUAGAAACCCUAGGUGACAAAGAUCAUUCCAUUAGAGCAUUAGCCUUAAGAGUUCUACGGGAAAUUCUACGUAAUCAACCAGCAAGGUUUAAAAACUACGCAGAACUAACAAUUAUGAAAACACUAGAAGCACAUAAAGAUUCACAUAAAGAGGUGGUAAGAGCUGCUGAAGAAGCUGCUUCCACAUUGGCGAGCUCCAUUCAUCCUGAACAAUGUAUUAAAGUGCUCUGCCCCAUCAUCCAGACUGCUGACUACCCCAUCAAUCUAGCCGCCAUUAAGAUGCAAACAAAAGUGACAGAGCGGAUCUCCAAGGAGUCUCUGCAUCAGCUUCUUCCUGAUAUCAUCCCAGGAUUGCUUCAGGGUUAUGACAACACAGAAAGUAGUGUGCGUAAGGCAAGUGUGUUCUGUUUGGUGGCAAUUUAUUCUGUAAUUGGAGAAGAGCUAAAACCUUACCUUGCACAGCUCACAGGAAGUAAGAUGAAAUUAUUGAACUUAUACAUAAAAAGGGCCCAGACAACAAACAGCAACAGUAGCUCAUCGUCAGAUGUGUCAAGUCAUAGUUAACAGAUGGCAGUCAUGUUUCUUUAGACGGAUGAAGCCGUGCCUCUUCAGAGACCUAUCUGCUCAGAUUUUGAAAUCCAUGUGCCCUUGGAGUGAACAAUUGCUGCACAUCAGUGUUUGUUCUUAAGUAAUAUAUGCAGUUGCUUAGCUUUAAUCUUACAGCUGUUACUUGAUCAUAAUGUGAUGCCUGUUUAAUAUGUGACCAGAAUAAAAGAAGGCCUAUAGUGAGUCUUUGACAGUCCAGUGGUGACAUCAAGUGAAGCAGCGAGUGAAGGUUAAGUUAUUGUCAUCCUUAAACCUGAAGUAUGUGACGUACAUACAUGAGUAUUAUUCCACUUGAUGUAAUUUUAAGUAUUAUACAUAAAAUAUCUGCUGUUAAAUUACACCAGAAGUGACAUUUCCACACUUUUUCUUAGCAGCUACUGGUGUAGACAUGUCAAGUUCUUGCUCAGCCAAGUGAUAUCUCACUGGAUUGAACUAUUAUUACUGCAGAAGAUUGAAGCAACUUUUUACUACUGCUGCCAGUAUUUCACACUUCAGGUUUUAAAUUGCAACCAUCUCACAAUUGAAGAUUUGCAUGGAAGCACAAAAAAAGGCAUGAUUGUCCUUUUGUGGGAACUGUAAGACUGCAAUUUGGUGAAGACUAGCUACUGUAUUAUGGAACUUCUUUUCAAAACUAUUGUACUUUCUUCUUCUUUCUCACUAUUGGUUCCACUUCUCUUUCCUUCCCCAUCCCUGGAUAAUUGCUUCAUAUUAUUUGGAAAUGCAGGGGGAAGCUUGUUGUAUAUCCAUGCCUUUGAAAUGGGUGCUCCUAUCCUUGCCUUAGCAAGAACCAAGAAAAAUCAUCAAAUUAAUGCACCUGAGAUUAUAUCAGCCUGAAAAUGAAAUCCAAAUUUGUAGUUCUCUGUUUGAGAGUCCUAUUCAUCAGAGUUUUGGAAACACCCAUUCAUCUUGUAAUAGUAGGUUUUAUGUGAUGGAACGUAAAAACCACUGAAUUUCUACAUAUAAUUUAAGUCUAAUAUGUAAUUUAGUAGGUCUGUGUUCCCAUUCCUCUGAAAUGAGUUGGAGUGAAAUUGGGAAGAAAAGCUGAAAUGAUCAUGCAAAGUUUGUCGUUGUAGUUCAGUUUCCAUUCCAAGUUUGACUGCCUGAAAUAUGAUUUGUCACAUCAUGAUUUUAUAUUCUGCUGUGGUGGAAACAAAUCCAUAGGUUUGGUAUAAAUCACCAGUUAACAAUUAUUCGUGUAAUGAAUAUGCAAACUGUUCAAUAGUAAUACUUACCUCCUUAAAAACUUGAAUGCCAACAGCAUUCCCUAUCUGCUUCCUUCUAGUCACCAUUUUGGUUAUGAUUGUUCCAUCUGCAUAAACGUUUGUAUGUUCUGAUGCUGUUUUUUUUUAAUCCAGUCCUGUAUUUUGUGGAUUUUGCCACAGGAGGUUUCUUCUUCAGUUUUAUCACACUUUGGCAUCUCCCAGAAUGGUUUAUGCCAGUUGUGAAUCAAUUGUGGGAAGCUAUUCUUCUCCUCUAUUCAGUCAUGAAUUGUACUUUAAUUUUCCUUUCAUUCAGUAGCUUCUGAAUUCUAGCAUUUGAAGAAAGAAUGCCAAUCAAAAGAUUUUCAUCGUUCAAGCUGAAAUGUCAGAAGCAAAAUCCUUCUUAAAAGCAUAACUUUGUCUCUGUUGUACAACUUAAGUAUUGCUUGAAAAAAGAGCCAUGUUGCCAAAGCUGCUUGUCUUGCACUCAUGCCAAAUUAUCCUGUACUGUUGAAUGCAAGGUGAAAAGCUUUGCCAGUAUGUUUCUUUUUUUAAGCAAUAUUAAAGUUCUAAUGUGACCAAGCGACUGAAAGAGAACUCCUCAAGUUGAGUCAUCUAACAACAACAAAAGCUAUUGAGGGUUUGGAACAACCAAGCAUAGUCUUUUGUGGCAGUGUUUAUUUCUUGUUUGCUUUCUAGGUUGACAUUAGGUAAAUAUUUUUCUCUUUAAAUUAAACUUGGAGCAAAGAAAUGCCCACAUGGGGGCAGUGACUUAAUGGUAAUGUAUUGGAGGUAUGGGUCCAAAUUCUACCUUAGCAACUUAAUUCUUCCAUAGGAAGAGCUAGUGGCUGGCAGAGCCAAUAUUUGUUGUCCACCUCUAAUUGCCCUUGAGCUGAAUAAUUGGUACACUGUUUCAGAGAUGAGCUAAGAAUGAACCACAUUAUUGUGGACCAGGUGUCACAUGUAGGCCAGACUGGCUCAAGAUGGCACAUUUGCUUCCCGAACGAUAUUAGUGAGCCAUUUGGGAUUUUACAAUAAUAGUUGUCAUUAUUCAGAUAGCUUUGUAUUCUAGAUUUUAGAUUCCAUCAGCUGCUAUUGGGUAAUUUGAAUCAGUGAGCCCCAGGAGAAUAUCCUGCACCUCUGAAUUGUGCGUUGUGAUAUUACUAUGAUUUUGCCAUCUGAAAUAUAAAGCUAGCCUCAGUAAUAAUGACCAUCAGACAAUCAUUGGUUGUCAUAAAAACCUACCUUAUUCACGAAUGUCAAUUAGGAAAAGAAAUUUGCCAUCCUUGCCUUGUUUGCCUAAUAAUUGACUCCAGACUUGCAGCAAUGUAUUUGACCGUUAAUUGCCCUCUGAAAUGACAUAGCAAGUCACUCAGUUCAAGGGCACUUAGGGAUGGGUAACAAAUGCUGGUCUUACCAGCGACACUCACUUCCCAUGAAAAAUGAUGCUGUGGCCACCUCACCAGAUUGUAUGCUGGUUUCAUUUUAUUUUUAACUUGUAAAAAGGGUAUAGAAGAUUUAUUCGAAGAAAUGAAGUCCAAGGCAUUCCUGGUCCCAAGUAAUACUUAACCCAUUGGUUAGUUGGCUGUGUUAAAUUCCUACCAGUUAGGAUUGGCCAACAUCCUAUAGAAUACAUGGGAAAAUAAUCAGACAAUCAUACGAGUAACUAACCAAAACACUUGUGACUUGAACUUGCCUUCAAGAAAAUAAUGCAAUUAGUAGAGCUUUACUCAAAUCUAGAUCUCUGCAUGUGAUCUUUCUAUCUCCAUAAAUUGUAGAAUUGCUUUUUUAAUUCAAAUAAUUGUUAUCGCCCUCACAUUGUAACAUUGUUACUCUCCUCCAUUCCCUGAGUCCCAACUCUCCAACAUGUCUGACAUUUUGUUAUGGAUACCUCCUCAUGACUUUUGGGUAUAAAUGUGACACUUAAAUUAAUUGUAUUUUUUUAAACAUUUUCAUGUUAUUUUUGAGUUUUAAAUAUUCUGUUGAUGUUUGUUUUAGUUGAAAUUUUGGCUCCCUCCAAUCUCAAAUAAAUGCUUAAAACUUUUACAGUCUGAUCAUUUUUUUUGCUCCCCACUCGUAAGUGGAGCCCAUGUGAUUGCCCCCACCCCCUUCGAAAAAUAAACAUUUUGCUGAAUGCUUAUUCUAGGAGAAGAAAAACUAAAGUUGGCCACCUGGGGGAGCUGUUUGUAGGCUACAAGAAAUGUUAACCAGUUUGUCCAGUAUGUUGUCCUUAGUUACCUUGACAUGUUUUACUCUGAAGUAGAAGAUAAUUUUGAUUUUUAAAAAGAUCUUGACCCAACUUACAGGUGGGUGACCCAGGUACUAUCACUUGCCUUUCAUAUAUUUUAUGCGGCAUAAAUGUUAGCAGCAUUCGCUAAGGAAAAAGCAAAAGCAGAAACUCAAUGUUGUAAACUAAGUAUUAUAAAUAAUUAAUAAAUUUAGGUUUGACUAAAGUUAUCUGGCCCCAAAUUGACUAGUUUAUCCUUUCAUGAUCAACAUUGGAAAACUAUUGGAUAUUUUUAUGUGAAGUGUUCAUCAUGAUCCUUUUUAAUUGUUUAAUUGUUUAUUGUAUUUUAUGUUUGUGUACCAUUUAUAAGAAUUAAAUAAUCCAAACAUUUUUAGUUAUUUCUCUUGAAGUUAAAGACACACAUGUACUGUAAGACCCAACCAAUUGUUUCAUCUUUUCAUUUUACUUUUAUAAAAGUUUGAAAUGUGAAUGAGUUUUUUUGAACUCUCAGUGAGCUUAGCACAGUGGCUGACAUCGUCUCGGAUUCAAAAGUGAUCAGUGCACUAAAUACAUAGCUGGUGAAAAUAUUUUCCAUGAUUGUUCUCAACUUUGUGACUUUUAUGCCUUCAAAUUGUGGAGUUUUGUAUUCUAUUCUUUACAAUGCAAUUAAUUUUUCAAGACUACUUUAAUUAUAUGGCUGGUGUACAAAAUUAAGAAUACCCUCUUGCGCACUAGUAAUAUAACAAAGCUUUGUAUUAAAUGCACACUCCUCCUGGAUUUAGGUGAUAUUUGUUAAAUUCAUGCCUGCACUGUUGGGACCAAAAACCCCAAUUGGAGGAGAAAUUCUGGAGCAGUUGUGCUCCUGCAUCUUUUUAUUUUUAAGAUUAGUAUGUUUAAUGAAUCAUGUUUCAAAAUGUGGCUUUUAAGAAGGCAUGAAUUGUCUAAUGCUGUGGUGACUGACUGUCCAGGACAUGGCAGUGCUCAACAUUGGCAGAUUUUGAUUUGAAAAUAAAUACCCUUCAUAGCAAAUGGAUUUUUCAGCUGUACCUCAAAAUCACAACGAUAUUCAGUAUCCAUGUUGUUGAAUAUGGUUUAGGCAUGUUAGCUUUCAAAAAUACGUAAUAUCUCGAUUUUAAGGUAUAUACAUUAUUGCAAUGUUGAUAAUGCCAUUUUAAACUGUAUAUACAGUGAUUAAAGGAUAAUUAAGCAAUCUGAAGCUGACUCUAUACUUCAAGUAUGUUUAGUUGUUGCAUGCUAUGCUCUUCCCCUUCUCUUUCUCAUGUUUCCUCAUACCCCUGUCUCCUCAACACCACCCCUCACCCCUGUCAAAGUUUCCCUGCUACAAAUCCUCUGAAUUCAUUCAGCUAGAAAUAACAUGUGACAACAAUGGGCCUUCUUUUAUUCCUUGCAACUUUUGUGCUAUAGGCAGGUAAAUGAUUGGAUGUGUGAUUUCUUUUGUUUCUGUGAAGAGGAAAGGUUUGCUGCUGUUGUAAUUUUCUUGAACUAUUGGAUGUAUAGGAAAGGACCUCACCUAGUUUUCAAAAUGGGUGCUUUCCAGAAAUAUCUAAUACAAUCUACUCUGCCAUGUUUGAGUAAUGAACGAAAAGUUCUCUAUUGUUUUGCUAGAACUGACUGAAAUUUCACACCUCGAAGGUCAGCCUGCAUGUUGCAGCAGUGUCGCCUUUGCCAUUCAUCCAUCGGCUGCACGAAUGGUCUAGGCAUGGACGACCGAAAUUAUACAAUCCUGGUGUUUUUACUUGUUUAGUCCUAUGGUGGUGUUCUGUUUUGAGGCAUGUGGCUUUUUUAAAGGUACACUAUGUGUGCUCGCCUUGAACUUAAACUAACUGCAGAAACAAAACUGAUGCCAAGAGUUUUUUUUGUCAUCUGUUUUAUGAUAGCAUACUAACUUAACAGCUUACAGGGACUGUGGAUAAGUAAUGUACAUCACUGGCACAAGAAUGCCCUUCCCUUGAUAUAUAAUCAAGCUUACUGUUUAAUGAGGGAUGGAAGCCAAGUUUUUUAGACUUUACCAGAACUUUGCUAAACUAGUUUAAAAUGAAAACAUUGGAGACACAUCAAUCAUCAGAAUGGUUCCUAGCAGAGUGUUCAUUGUGCAUGUACCUUUUUUCUUGCUUUUGUCAUAUAAUAUCCAUAUCGGUAUUUAUAUUAUUUGUUUCAUCUGUGUGUAUUCUGGCAACUGUACAGAUAACUACAUGGGUUUUGUUAACUUUCACCUGUUGAUAGAAUUUGCUAAAGAAAAGCAACAAAGUAAGACUUUUAAGUUUGCUGUAGAAUAAAACCCUACAUGAAGAGUUUGACAACUGUUAAGCCUUUUCAUUUGUUCAUGAAAAAUGCACCUUGAAAUCGAUAUUUCUUCUAGGCACUUGUACAGGGAAUAAAGAAUAAAGAUUCAAAGGAGAUUUUGAAGAAUUCAGUUUCUUUGAGGAAUACCUCAGUCUU